GUCAGUCCCUAUGGCAACAGUACCCAGCCGCUACGAUGACGUCACUUCUGUUUUCCAUUGUCCACGCUUGCUGCCGAGGGAGACCUAUCUUCGUUUAAUGUAGAAAUACGAAAAAACAGUCCAAAUGGACCGUGGUUUAAAGCGCCGUCAGGUGAAACCGUUGGCUGCUUCUCUUCUCGAUGCCUUGGAUUAUAACAGCUCAGAUGACAGUGACUUUGAAGUUGGAGAUGCCUCAGGAUCGGAUGGAACAGGCAACGGCAGUGAUGAGGAUGGUUCGAAACCAAGUGCUGCAGGUUCGGAAAGUGAAUCGGACAAUGUUGGGUCUGUAGAUAACGGUACAGAUGAAGAAGGGCCCAAAGAUCUGACCGCUGAGGACAACCUGGCUGAAGAUGAAGAGAAGUCAAAACAGCAAAGCUCCUCAGAUGCCUCGGCGAAAGACACCCCCGCUGUCAGCCCACCCAAAAGCAGACGAAAGAGCAAGAAGGUUUUGGAGCUUGAGUCCAGCGCAGAGGGUGGUAGUGCCUCGACUUUGACGUCUGGGCCCGGAAGCGAUAAUGCUGAUGAAACUGAGCCCAAAAAAUGGAACUUUCGCCGGAACCGUCCUCAGCUUGACUUUACAACCAUAGAAGAGCUGAAUGAAAUGGAUGACUAUGACAGCGAGGACGACAACGACUGGAGACCUGCAGCAGGGAAGAAGAAAAGCAAGGCUGCCACCCAGAAAGGCGGCACAGAGAAUGAUGGCGCCACUGCAGAUGACAAUGACGGUGAUGACGACGACGACAAGGACGAUAAUGAUGAUGACGACGACGAUGAUGACGACGAGGAUGAGGACGAUCAGGAAGAUGAUGACGAAAACAACAGUAGUAGUGAGAGUGACAAGGAGGCGAAGAAACCCCAAAAAAAGGCUAAGAGUACCAAUGCUUUUGACGACGAAUUAACAAAUGACAGCAUGUGCCAAGGAAAAGGAAAUGAGCAGGAUGCUUUGUUAGAUCGGUCCCAAACCUGGAGCGCUCAGCACAUCCUCAUCUGUUCAGUUUGCCUGGGAGACAACAGCGAAGAUGCAGAUGAGAUCAUUCAAUGUGACAAUUGUGGUGUUACUGUGCACGAAGGGUGUUAUGGCGUUGAUGGGGAGAGUGACUCCAUAAUGAGCUCAGCAUCAGAGAACUCAACAGAACCUUGGUUUUGUGACGCCUGUAAGAAUGGAGUGAUGCCAAGCUGCGAGCUUUGCCCCAACCAGGAUGGUAUCUUCAAAGAGACAGAUGCCGGGAGAUGGGUGCAUGUGGUAUGCGCACUAUACGUUCCCGGGGUUGCGUUUGGAGACAUCGAUAAACUACGACCAGUGACUCUCACAGAGAUGAAUUAUUCAAAAUAUGGAGCCAAGGAAUGCAGUUUCUGCGAAGAUAACCGCUUUGCCAGGACUGGUGUGUGCAUCAGCUGUGAUGCAGGAAUGUGUCGGUCCUACUUCCAUGUUACGUGUGCACAGAAAGAGGGGCUCCUGUCAGAAGCUGCUGCAGAAGAGGAUAUUGCCGAUCCAUUUUUUGCCUACUGCAAGCAGCAUGCAGAUCGCUUUGAUAGGAAGUGGAAAAGAAAAAACUACUUGGCCUUGCAGUCUUACUGUAAGGUGUCUCUGCUUGAGAGAGAGAAACAGCUCACUCCUGAAGCUCAGGCCCGAAUCACAACCCGCCUGCAACAAUACCGCACAAAAGCAGAGUUGUCCAGGAACACCCGACCUCAAGCGUGGGUGCCAAGGGAGAAGCUGCCGCGACCUCUGACCUCUAGUGCCUCAGCCAUCAGAAAGUUAAUGAGAAAGGCAGAGCUAAUGGGGAUCAGCACAGACAUUUUCCCGGUGGACACAUCUGACACCAAUGCGAGCAUGGAUGGUCGGCGGAAACACAAGCAGCCCGCGCUCACCGCGGACUUUGUCAAUUACUACUUAGAGCGUAAUAUGCGAAUGAUCCAGAUCCAGGACAACAUCUCUGAACAGAAGAGCUUAAAAGACAAGCUGGAGAAUGAGCAAGACAAACUGCACGUGGAGUACAACAAGCUUUGCGAAUCUCUAGAGGAGCUUCUAAAUGUCAAUGGAGAUCUACGAAGUGAAGGCCAUGCUAUGUGGACUCUACUUGGGGACAUCCUUGGCCAGAAACUAAACACUCCAGCUGUUCUAAAAGCCCCCAAAGAGAGGAAGUCGAGCAAAAAAGAGGGGGAAACUCAAGGGAAGCCAUCCAGCCUGCCAGCAAUUCUCUACAGCUGCGGCAUCUGUAAGAAGAACCAAGACCAACAUUUGCUCGUGCUGUGUGACACCUGCAAACUCUACUAUCAUUUGGGUUGUCUGGAACCACCACUGGCACGCAUGCCCAAGAAGACCAAGAACAGCUACUGGCAAUGCUCAGAGUGUGACCAGGCGAGCAGCGAUGAAGCUGACAUUGCUAUGGAGACACUACCUGACGGUACCAAGCGGUCCAGGAGGCAGAUCAAAGGACCGAUCAAGUUCAUCCCGCAAGAGAUGUCGCCAGAGCCCAAAAAACCUCAAGUUAGAGGCACGAGAACCAGAGGGCAGAAGAGAAAGAAUAUCCCUUUCUGUGAUGACAGAGAAGACAAGAUUGAGGAUUCACUCCCAAGGGAGCGCAGACAGCGGCAGUCUGCCAUGCUGAAAAAAAACAAAGCAGACGACACGAGGACCGAGUGUACAACCUGUAAAGGACCGGGUGACAAUGAAAAUCUUGUGAGGUUGUGAGAGCCGGGGCAGCCACCUCACCUGGCAUUAAAACUUGGGACCGAUGACCGUUGGCUUAGCGAAAAGCAAAGGCAAAAUUGAGGCAUUUGAAGACUGACGGUUGAUACAGGCUGAAGAACAAGAGAGAGAGAGGGAGAACAAGACCGGCCCCAAGACCGGCCACAAUGACCUCUGAUCCAAAAUGGACGAACAGCUUAUCCGACGGAAACUGACAGAAUCUGACAUACAGAAUUGCUCUGAGAUGAACUCUCGGAUCCUGACAUUAAACUGCUCAACUGCUGCUACAAUGAACUAGGAUGAGACACUAUGAUCUUUUUUCUUUUUUUACACUCUAGUAUCAUAUAGUAAUUAGUCUUUUUCAAUUUUGAUUUCUUUAGUUACAUUUAGCAAAACUAAUUAUGUGAUGUAUUUUCUGACGUGGGGAUGCCGUUUCAAGACAUCAGUAAGUUAUCGACAUCAGUCUGAUAUUGGAAAAGGAGCAUUUAAUUGAUGAAAUGUGUCUUUUAUAUUUUCUGUUUCACUACUGAUGACAGUUAUGUAUAAAAAAAAUACAUACACACACACACACACACACACAAUCCUGUAUUCAAUUGUACCGUAUUUUCCGGACUGUAAGGUGUUUGGGAGUAUAAGGUGCACCUUCAACGAAUAGCCUCUUUUAAAACUGUUUUCAUAUAUAGGGUGCAUUGCAUUAUAAGGCACAGAAUCGAGGCUAAAAUAGUGGCUGCGGUUGCGCAAUGCAUCCUCUAGAUGGAGCUACAUUAAAGGGAACACAAUACAGUACAGGUUUAUUUUUAUUUAUUUUGCUUUCACAACCGCUGCAGCUGUAACAAAGCACUUUACUGAAAAUUUAAAACACUACGUCCAAGAAAUCAAAAUAUUGAUUCAUAUAUAAGGUGCAUCGGAUUAUAAGGCACACUAUAGGCUUUUGAGAAAAUUGAAUGCUUUAUAGUGCGUAAAAUACGGUAAUUGACAUAAGGAUUAAUCCAUCCAUUCAGUGCUGAAGAAGGCACUUUUUUCCUUCUGAAAAGGCAGUAAAGUCCAUUUCUCAUGUUCGUUUUGCUGGAGGUUAGUUGCGCCAGCACAGUGAAGCGAUGGUUAGAACAUGUGGUUGUUGGUCUUGAUAAUCGAGAGGAGGCUGUUGCGAACCAGAAAAUAAAUAGCUGUCAAACAGAGAACAGGCGCUGCAACAGUAUGUUUGUUUUCAUUAUUUCUCAUUCUGAAUUUUCCAAAGCUACAAGGACGCGGCAAUGACGAAUUGGAGCGACCAACAAGUAACUAGCAGUGGUUUAUGUACUUUUUGGCAUACUUGUAAAGCCAGUUCACCAGGUACUGUAAAUAGUAGAUCCCAUGCAAUGGAAAGGUUAACAACAAAGUACCCCCCGCACAUCUUUCCAAGUAUUUAAGCUGUAUUUUGACAAAUGCAAAAUUAACUUCAAACAACCUUGUGUUGUGCGUGCGUGUGCAUACUUUUUUUUAAAGUGAAAGGCCAGAGAUGGUUGAGAGAAGCUUGUCAUGUACAGUAUCAAAAAGCACUUGUUUGUGACGUAGCAUAACGGUACAUUAGAGAUUUUGUAAUAGACACGUUAGAAUAGUGAGUAGUAAUUGCAUCACGUGAAUACAAAUGGUAUUGUCUUGAAAGAAUUUGCAAGUCUUCCUCAUUCAUCAUAUCCAGAAGUUGACAGUUGACUGCCAUUUCUUCAGAAGGAAGCUCAGCUUUGUCUCCGUGUCCCUAGUGGUCCUCAGUCAGGACUGUCAGGCCCGCUGCUUUUUCCUCUGCCGGGGCACGUGACAAGUGUCACGUUUUGCCCCCAAAUGUCACUUUGUGGAGAAUGCAGGCUCCUCUAUAGACCAGGAAUGCCCAUGGUGUUUACCACUUUUGCGAACAAGGAGUCGCGUUGGUCAUUGUAGAUAUAAGCGUGAUUAUGCUGAAUCCUAAUUAGUCCUUUCUCAUAUAUUGCCUAAAAGCUGCUUUCCAUGCAUGGCUACAUCAAUUACCCACCCUACUUGAUUUUUUAACCGAGCGUACAGUGGUACCUUGACUUGAGAAGUCUCUUCAUACAAAAUGUUCAAGUUCUGAAACACCUCAACAGGAAAAUAUUGCCUCUUGUUACGAAAGAAAUUUCAAGAUACGAAAGCUAAAAAUACAGUAUGGGCUGAUAGUUGCAGCUCUGAGUUUCCUGAACGCAGCAUACUUUUAGCUGCUCUGCCAUUGGCUAUUACCGAGCAGCAUCCUGGCAUCCCAUUGGCUAAGAGGGACUUCAACUGUACGUGUCUACGUGCGUAGAUAGAUAUGUGUCUAUGAGGUGUUCCGAUGUAAAUGCGAAUCACCUAGAAAAGGUGUUCACCAGUCAGGCUGUCACUCACUAUGCAUUUUCGAAGGAUUGUUAAAAGCCGACAAAAGCAAAUGUCCUUGGAACAGUUCUUGACAAAACGCCAGGCAAAAACCACUUCUGAGAGAGAACAUGAACUAAAGAGGGCAAAAAAUGAUGAGGACGCAGUUUAAAGUUAAAUGACUAGUAUUUUUAUUCUCUCUAUUAGUAAUUUUUUAUAUUAUGCACAACUCUCAUUUAUUGUGCAAUAAUCUAAUUGUAACAUGUUUGUUACAUAUUUUGAUGUAUUUUUAUCCUCUUGAAAACAUUUAUGUCUGAAUUAUGGGGGGGCUUGGAACGAAUUAGGGCAUUUACAUAGAAAACGCGUUUCUACUUAAAAAUGUUUCUAGUUAAGAAAUUUCUUCCAGAACCAAUUCAUUUCAUAAGUCGAGGUACCACUGUAAUUACAAUACUGUAGAAUUGGACAGAAGCGUAGCUCGCUCUCGUGUGAUACUUGUAUUUAGUAUGUGUACAUGUAUACUUGAUUAAAACCGAUAUUUGCUACUCACUUGUUUACAUUAAUUACCGCCCGUCUGUGUGAAUGCUUGUGUGUGUGAGGUGUCUCAGCCAGUGGCUUCGAGCUCUUGAAAAUGAAGUGGGGCUUUAAUAAACUCUUGACUUUUCAUCUUAUUGCCGCAAUGAUAAAUGAGUGUCAGCCAGCUAAUUAAUUGCUUCUAACGUGCGGCAGCAGCGAUCCGUUUGUGCGUGUAAUGCCCUCUGUCGUCUGCGAUUUAUCACCUGGGAACUGACAUUGUAGGUGGGGACCGGUUCAGACAAGCUGUUACCCCGGCUGGUACACACCGCAACUGAAAUGGAUCUGCUGGAUGUUGUAUCUUUGAUUACUGUGUGUGUGUGUGUGUGUGUGUGUGUGUGUGUGUGUGUGUGUGUGUGUGUGUGUGUGUGUGUGUGUGUGUGUGUGUGUGUGUGUGUGUGUGUGUGUGUGUGUGUGUGUGUGUGUGUGUGUGUGUGUGUGUGUGUGUG
Hippocampus zosterae (dwarf seahorse) is the source of this 6087-nucleotide messenger RNA. It is a transcript of the gene phf14, whose product is annotated as PHD finger protein 14. Lineage: Eukaryota; Metazoa; Chordata; Actinopteri; Syngnathiformes; Syngnathidae. The transcript has 17 exons. Gene Ontology annotation, biological process: regulation of transcription by RNA polymerase II. The record is from RefSeq and is a predicted model, not a curated record. Bases 125 to 2734 code for a protein of 869 amino acids.